Messenger RNA from Trifolium pratense (red clover), 948 nucleotides. RefSeq names its product protein LURP-one-related 7-like. Lineage: Eukaryota; Viridiplantae; Streptophyta; Magnoliopsida; Fabales; Fabaceae. The transcript is spliced from 4 exons. The coding region runs from base 104 to 697 and encodes 197 amino acids. The record is from RefSeq and is a predicted model, not a curated record.
UCUUUAUAAAAAAUAUUAUUAUAUUAUAUUUUAAUUAUUUUGUGUGAUGCUUUUUUGUAUUUGUAUUGAAUUUAAGAGGAAAAAAUAGUAAACAAAAACAAAUAUGGAAUUGGAAACUUCAGAUUGCGCGUAUACAGGCACCGAAGAUCACAACAUCCCAAUCGAUCUCUUCGGUUCCAAAAAACACGCCGGAGUUCCACGUGGCAUCCUAUCUUUCACCGAUGCAUCGGGGAACAUAGUCUUCAAGGUGCACCGCCAACCACCUAAUCCCACCUCAUCUUCCCCUCCAAAGGAUACCAAACUGUUGCUUGAUUCCAACAAUAAUCCUCUCUUCUCCAUCCACCGCUAUCAAAAUGGGACUUGGAAAUGUUACAAGGGAAGUGGUGAUGAGAAUAAGGAGCUUGUGUUUGGAGUGAAGAGGAGCGUGAAAACACUUACUAGAGUUGAGUUAGAAGUGCUUAUCUCUGGUGAGAGAUUAAACGACGAUGUUUUCGACUUAAAAGUUCUAGGUUCUCCUUUUAAGAGAUCGUGCAGCAUUUAUAAAGAUGCUGAUUUGGUGGCACAGGUGAUUUUCAUGGGUGCAAAAGUCAGAUUGCGUUUUGUCCAUACCUCUCGGUUUUUUCUCCGGAUGAGUCCCGUGUCUGCUGUGUUUUUCUGCAUUUUUACUGUUGUGCUGCGUUCUGCUAUUGGUUUCUAAGGUCUGCUUCAGUUGGGAUUUCGGUCUCUGAGUAGCCUGAUGUACAAGCUUAACCAAAUAUAUGUCCGUAGAGGUAAGUUUCGCCUGACAAUCUUUCCCGGGAUUUUAGACCAUUCUCUUAUUGUGGCUUUGUUUGUAAUAUUUUUGAAUGGAAGAAAAUAGUAUCAUUGACAACAACAUUCAUUUGCAACUUAAUUAUCCGGUUGCAUGUAUUUGUAACUUAAACUGCAAGAAAAGGUUUUGAUUUGUGA